UCCUCCUUCCCCACCCUUUCGCCUAGUGCCCCUAGGCCGGCCUCCGGGCUCGAACCCACUGCUCUAACAAAUAAUAAAUCCGCGUACAAAUCUACCCCCACUGACCCAGAUCAUCCUCAUCCCCAUCCGCUCCCGCCGCCGAUCCGCGCCACAAUUCACAUCUGACUUCCCCCAAUUUAUCUUGCUUCGAUUCGAUUCUCUUGGUUCGUUCGUAGGGACUAGGGUUGGGAGCCGAUCGCGCGCCGCCGGAGCCGAUCGAUAGGGUUAGGGUUAGAGGGGGAAGGGGCUGAGAUGGAGAAGAAGAAGGCGGCGGUGCCGCUGGUCUGCCACGGCCACUCGCGGCCGGUCGUCGACCUGUUCUACAGCCCCGUCACGCCCGACGGCUACUUCCUCAUCAGCGCCAGCAAGGACUCAAAUCCAAUGCUUCGUAAUGGUGAGACUGGAGAUUGGAUUGGGACUUUUGAAGGUCAUAAAGGUGCUGUUUGGAGCUGUUGCCUUGACACAAAUGCUCUGCGUGCUGCCUCUGGUUCUGCAGACUUUUCAGCUAAAGUAUGGGAUGCACUAACAGGUGAUGAACUACAUUCAUUUGAACACAAGCAUAUAGUCCGUGCAUGUGCCUUUUCUAAGGACACCCACCUGUUGCUUACUGGAGGUAUGGAAAAGAUUUUGCGUGUAUACGAUUUGAACAAACCAGAUGUUGCUCCGAAAGAACUUGACAAAUCACCUGGUUCUGUCCGAACUGUUGCUUGGCUUCAUAAUGACCAAACUAUACUGAGUUCCUGCACUGAUACGGGUGGAGUAAGGUUAUGGGAUGUGAGGAGUGAAAAAAUUGUCCAAACUCUUGAAACCAAGGGACCUGUUACCAGUGCAGAAGUAAGCCAGGAUGGCAGGUUCAUCACCACAGCUGAUGGCUCAAGUGUAAAAUUUUGGGAUGCUAAUCACUUUGGGCUUGUUAAAAGCUAUGAUAUGUCGUUUAUUGUGGAGUCAGCUUCACUUGAACCGAAGUCCGGGAGCAAAUUCAUUGCUGGAGGAGAAGAUAUGUGGGUUCAUGUAUUUGAUUUCCUCACCGGUGAAGAAAUAACCUGUAACAAAGGGCAUCAUGGUCCAGUUCACUGCGUCCGGUUUGCACCUGGUGGCGAAUCAUACGCCUCAGGGUCGGAAGAUGGUACUAUUCGGAUCUGGCAGCUGAGCCCACCUAACGUGGAUGCUGAGGAGGCGGUCGAUACAAAUGGUAAACCCAAGGCUGGAGCAGAGGAGAUUGCGUGUAAGAUCGAAGGCUUCCACAUUGCCAAGGAGGAGAAGGCCGGGGAGUAGGAUUACAUCGUUGGAUGAGAUGCUGUUGUGUUAUCCUCAAAGCUGCUCUUUCCGCCUUGCCUUGCGUCUGUUCGUCAAAGCCGGUGUCCGACUUAAGUGUGGCUGGCUUGUAUGAGUAGUUAACUGCGCCGUGGGAAAAAUCUUGCCCUUCAUCGAGCAACUGCUAGGGAUUUUUUGGUACACCGAGAAUAAGCCAAGAGUAGAACAUUUUGUGGAUGAGGUGUUGAUCAGGAUUAGAUUGAGAUGCCAUUGUGUAUUUUGUGUUGACACAUUUUUGUCCCACCCUUUUAUGUUGACGAUGAUAGACGAAAUGGUGUUGUUUUGGUUGA
Messenger RNA from Aegilops tauschii subsp. strangulata, 1643 nucleotides. RefSeq lists its product as uncharacterized. The record is from RefSeq and is a predicted model, not a curated record. Lineage: Eukaryota; Viridiplantae; Streptophyta; Magnoliopsida; Poales; Poaceae. Gene Ontology annotation, cellular component: SMN complex. Gene Ontology annotation, molecular function: RNA binding; protein binding. Gene Ontology annotation, biological process: spliceosomal snRNP assembly.